Messenger RNA from Fusarium sp. VM40, 1113 nucleotides. NCBI's taxonomy places the organism in Eukaryota, Fungi, Ascomycota, Sordariomycetes, Hypocreales, Nectriaceae. The record is from the annotation of a GenBank genome assembly.
AUGAUCUCGGAAGAUAUCCCAAGCGAGAGCAACGCGGUGCAGAUUUAUUUUCCAAGUGUCGUGUUUUUCGUUUUGACGCCUGUUUUUGUCGCUUUGAGAUUGUGGAAUCGUGGUGUAAGGAGGUCGGGCCUGGGCUGGGAUGAUACAACGAUUGUGAUAUCCUUUCUAUGUGCCUUGGCCGUUCAGGGCGUUAUGAUAGCUUCGUGCAAUUACGGGUUUGGUCGGCAUAUUUCAACCUUGACUCUCGAGGACAAAGCAACGGCACUUAAACUAUUCUACAUUGCCCAGAUCUUCUACAAACUAACCAUCAACCUCGCCAAGAUCUCAAUGCUCUUGCUCUACCUCCGCAUCUUCGUCCAAGAAUGGUUCCGCAGGUGCUGCUUCACUCUCAUGGCCAUCAUGGCCUGCUACAUGGCCGUAGCCUUGGCCCUGUCGAUCUGGCAAUGCCAUCCCCUCAGCGGCGCCUGGGACAAGUCGCUUCACCCGAAGUGUGUCAGUCUGGACAAGACCUGGCACGCGAAUGCAGGUUUCUCCAUCGCAACAGACGUUCUAAUAUUGAUGUUGCCCAUGCAUCCGAUCUGGUCGAGCAAACUGGCUGUUCCUCACAAACGAGCUCUCAUAACGGUGAUCACCAUGGGUGGUGGCGUUGUUAUAGUAACGUCUAUCGUGCGCAUGACAACUCUAAAGAAAUCAACCAAAACCCCCGAUACGACUUUCAAUAUAACGUCCACAAUGUGGACUAUCAUCGAGCAAAACCUGGCCAUCAUCUGCACAUGUCUGCCGAUGAGCCGCAUCCCCCUCGCCACGCUCUUCCCGCCGUGGUUCUCUACGUCCAUCAUAACAACACCCAGCGCCUCUCGGUUCAACGACCGCCCUGGAAGCCAGCCCCGAGUUUGGAAUCCUUACGUCGGGCCCAAGUCUGUGCAGGGACUUACACAGAGCGUGGUGCUUCCAAACGACGAAUCGAGUGAGGAGAUCAUACUGGGGACCUUGACGAGGACUGAUACACCAUCGACGAUGGCAAGUGAUGCUGGUGUGAUAAGGAAGACUGUUGAAUAUGGAGUCACGUAUGAGACUAACCCCGACUGUUCACGUUAUUCGCCUGGCUCUUGA